GAUUUUUUGAAUAGGUUUGAUUACAUCCAUCAGGAACAAGCACUCUUCAUGAUUAAAGAUCGAGUUUAGAGACCCCUCGAGUCUGUCCUGGAAUAUCGAAACUGGUUUUACCGAAUGUUUGUGAAAACAAAGCGAGGUGAGCAAGUAGGAAGAGAUUUGUUCAUCGACGGACUUCGCAGCAAAACGAUGAGGGCGAAACUGAGAAAACAGUUCUCCCCCAUCAAUCACACGAUGCAGCAGAUUAUGGCCGUUGCAGAAGAAAUGGAGCGAAAGUUUGCUGCGAGUUUCCUCGAAGGGGAAAAUUACCCUAGGGAAGGAGACUCGUAUGAAUUAGCCAGGGCUAAGGCUGAGCUGGCCGCAUUGCAAAACAAGUUUGAAAACAUUGGGUUUCGGGCGAUGAACGUGACGUUUCACAACUUCGUCAACAAGACGCAACUCACUCAGGGGAUGAUUAACUUCUGCGUCAUUGUGUACAUGGACGACAUCAUCGUCUACUCAGAGACCUAUCACGGACAUGCACAACACAUCGAGUGGACGUUAGGAGCUCUGAGAGAUGCUGGGUUCAAGAUCGCGCUCGAAAAGAGCGAGUUUUUCCUUUCGGAAACUUCGUUCUUGGGCUACGUCGUGACACGUGGAGGAUUGCAGCCUGACUCAAGAAAGGUCGCGGCGGUGAAGGAAGCUCCUGUCCCCACGUCACUGACGCAGGUUCGAGCCUUCUUGGGCUUAGCCUCGUACUAUCGUCGUUUUAUCAAAGGUUUCACCGUGAUUGCACGACCUUUAACGAACCAGUUACGAAAGGACCAGCCCCUUAGUUGGGACGCAGAGUGCAAACGGGCCUUCGCGACCUUCAAGGACGCUCUGGCGACGACACCUAUUUUGAUCUGGCCGGAUCCCGCGAAGCAGUUCAUUCUCAUGACGGAGUGGCGGUCGGAGGCUAUUUCUGCUAUCUUAGCGCAGAAGGGGAACGACGACCGCGAACACGUCAUCAAAUAUGCGUCACGAACGGUGCCAGACGAGCGGAGAAAUGCCUCAGCCCCACAAGGCGAAUGCUACGCGGUAGUGUGGGGAAUCCAACACUUCCAUCCGUAUCUGUACGGACAAAGGUUUCUCCUUGUCACCGAUCACGAGCCCUUGCUAGCGCUGAAGUGACUCACUAAUUACACGGUCAUGAUUGGACGUUGGGUGGUGCGCCUACAUGAAUACGACUUCGACAUCAUCCAUCGAAAGACGGAGAGGCACGAUAACGCGGACGGGCUGACACGUCUGCAUCGACCAGCUAAAGUGCCUAAGGCAGAAGAGAUCAUCCCGUGGAACAAACCGGAAUCGGCGAA
Chara braunii is the source of this 1331-nucleotide messenger RNA. The record is from the annotation of a GenBank genome assembly. NCBI's taxonomy places the organism in Eukaryota, Viridiplantae, Streptophyta, Charophyceae, Charales, Characeae.